UCCGUGAACACCAAUAGCUGUGUGAAGUGUGAAAAUUCGGUUUGUUCGAAAAGACAUGCCGUAGUUUACUUUGACAGAGACGGGGAUAAAGUUUUGAACUCACUCAAAGCGGAUAGAUUUGCAACAGACCGAGUGAUUUCUUGACACGCUGACUCUGCUACAUUCUUUAAAUUAUCUCACUGAAAUAAUCUUGCUUGCGAGAUUGCAAAUCAAUGACUGACAUUUAAGUUUACACAUUUUCUGAUCUACUCGGUACUUGCAGUCUUUGACGUAAGGUGUCAAGCUAGCUAGCUAGCUAGCUUGCUUUAUCAACUUAUUUUAAAACGGUGACUGGGCUUUUUAAACAAGUGCCAGAUUAUAUUACUUAGGGGUUAUGUAUGCAUUGAGUAAAUUAUCAGUUUUCUGGGUCUUUUGUAACUCAGAUUUUCCUAUGGAAAAUAUAUCUAGUGUUCACUACUGUUAGCUGUGCAACGUUAUGUUAUAUUAGCAUUUAACGUUAGCUGUCCCUAGCAAAGUUAGUCAACGUAGAAGUAAGUUAGUUUGCAAGUGACUUGUGAUCUGUCAUAAAAGUUAUUGUUGGGUUGUCAUUGAAGUAACUCAUGGUAACUGACGUUACAUUCACCUCGGCAUCACGGUGAUUGUCUCAAAUUAUUAACAUGACUAUAUUUCUCGUGGCACUUGUCUGAAGUUUACAUAAUGUAGCUGAGUCCGACGAGAAGCUAGCUAGCUAGCUACCUCGCUGCUUAUGUUUACAUAAGGUUAAGAUGGUUUGCUAUUUAACUAAAUGUCGUAGACAACUCUACCAAGAUUCCAUGGCCUUAGAAUUGGUCUGUGUCUGAGUUGUUAGAAGUGUUUAAAAUGAGAUCGUAUUUACAGCUGUGAGGGAAUCUUUGGCAAGUGUUCUCACAUUUAUUUCAGGGGACAGUUACCCCAAAAUACCUGAGUCCUAUUCACAUUAUUCAGGGAGGUCGAGUGUUUUAGUGUCGAGAUGUGCAGGUUACUGAAGUAUUGCAUUAGUCACUGUCUGUAUGCAGCAGUGACUAGGUUCAAGGAAGUUGUUAAAGAUGUUAGUAUGUGGACUUCUGUACGCUGCCUGGGCUACCUAUCCAAUCUCAGUCUGUUUGUGGCUAUAUGUCUUGGGCUUUAUGCUCGGUGGGAGAGGACUGCAGAAUCAAUUGUUCUGGUUAUUUUGAUUUUGGGGCUCUUUGUCCUUGGAAUAGCAAGUAUUUUUUAUUAUUAUUUCAGUAUGGAGGGUGUCAGUCUUAGCCUCUUCCAUAUCUGGUUUGGAUUUCUGCUCGGCCUUCUGUGUUUUCUCAAUAACCCUUCCCCUGAGAUAGAUGUUAAAGAGGAAGCCACCAAUUACUUACUUGUGGCAAGUGUAGUCAUAUUUACUAUGUGGGCACUUUUGGAAAGAAUCUGUGGCAACACUAAACCCAAUUUCAUCUUCCUCACAUCUUAUGAAGUCCUGGAGCUGACUGGCUUCACUGUUGCCAGCACUAUUCUGCUUAUUGAUAAAUCUGCAUGUGUUGGUGUUCUCUCGGUAGCACUGGGUGUGCUGCUUGUGGCGCUCCGGACAAAGUCUUUCCUGGCCCUCCCCAAUACAAUCUGUUUUGUGGCCAUCAAUGCAACUGUGUUUUUUAAAUCCCUGAACAUGUCCACCAAUCCGUUUGCCUUGGCGUGCUUCUUUGUGCGUCUCGUCUGCCAGCCACUGCUGGACGUCUACUUCAGUGGCCAGUCUGCCAUGGAGCGCUGGCAGCCACUGCUGCUGCGGGCAGGUCUGUGGCGCAGGCUCUCACUGCUGCCAUUACUCGCCGUGGAGGUUGCAUUCUUUGUGCUGGCUGCCGUUAAGCUCGGACACCUGGAUCUGUGGUACCUGCUCAUCCCUGGAUUCUUUAUAUUUGGGCUGUUUUGGGUGAUCUGCCACGUGGUGUUAAUCGUCACACUCUGGGGAUUCCAUAGUAAGCUGAGCGACUGUCAGAGAGUGCUCUCAGGACAGAGGUCAGACAUGAGCAGCCUGGACAGAGUCAUGGCGUCGAAAGGGAUGCGACACUUCUGCCUCAUUUCACAGCGCUUGGUCAUCUUCAGCGUUGUGUCCACUAUUAUCCUUGGGGCCCUCUCAUGGCAGCCAUCCAACAGUCUCUACAUUAGUCUGCUCUUGCUGGUUUUGCCUCUGGAGUCUUUGGCCCAUGGUCUCUUUCAUGAGCUUGGCAGCUGUCUUGGAGGGACUUCAGUGGGCUAUGCUGUGGUCAUCCCCACCAACUACUGCAGUCCAGAUGGCCAGCCCAUUCUCCUGCCCCCUGACCAGGUGCAAGCGCUGAACCUGCGCUCCACGGCCAUGCUAAACCACGCCCAGCGCUUCUUCUCCCACCACAUGAUCGACACGUUUGGCUGUGACUACUCCACCAGCGGCCUGACUCUGCAGGGCUUGCAGGCCAAGCUGUGUGCCUUCCUGGAGAGCACCACAGCUGACGGUCCACGCCACGACACAUAUGUGGUGUUCUACAGUGGACACACACACUACAGCGGAGACUGGGCCCUUGCAGGGGGAGAGACCCUGCGGCUGGAGGAGAUUCUGGCCUUCUGGAGAGAGAAGAACACGGGCAGCUGCUCUCGGCUAAUCCUCGUCUUGGACACUGAGAACUCGUUACCGUGGGUGAAAGCGGCGCGCCGGGUGGAGGAUGUCUACGUGGCGGUCCAGGGUGCAGAGCUCACCCACAGCUCGGACGUGGAGGUGCAGAACGCACCGCAGCUCGGGGACUUCACCGCCGAGUGGGUGGAGUUCAACUGUAACCCCGGCAGCGCCAUCCGCUGGACAGAAAGGGGCCGCAUAGUCAAGGCAGUCUACGGCCUCUCCAGAAACUGGGGGGACUACGAGCUUCACUUGCCCACUGGGAGUGAUGUGGCCAACCACUGGAGAGUGAACUUCCCACGGCUCACCUACCCAGUGGUGCAGCUGGCCCAUUGGUCAACCAGGCUGAAUCUCUUCUGGAUGUGCAACCUAUUUCUGAAGUGUCUCAGGAAGAUUAAACUCACCUGGUUUCCACCUGCUGUUCUGGACACUGGCCAAGGCUUCAAAUUGGUUAAAUCUUAGAGGAGGGUCUACAUUUUUUUGACCAUCAGCAUUGCACAUUGGAUAUAAUUAAAAAAAGGAUAUUCAUUUGAUUAUAAUUGAUUGUUAUUAUAAUGUUUCUUUUUUAUCAGAUGAUAUACAAUUUUAUUUGAAAACAAUUUUUACUGUGUUUUGUUCAUAAAUUGUUUUCUUAGCAUUUGUUUCAAUAUUUGUGUUCACCCUUGACUCUUUUCACACUCCAGAUCUCGGCUACAGCAAAUGUGGCUUUGAACUGGAAAGGAUUUGAAUUCCAGUUAUAGAUCUCUCAUAGUCCAAAAAGAUGAUGUCUAUCCACAAUAUAAUUACACUAUUUGGAAAGUUGGAAAAUGAAAGUUCAGAAUGAUUCACAGUCAUUCACAUACAAAUGACAAAUCACAUUCAAAAUAAUAUGCACUAAAAUGUUGUUAAAUUUUGUGUUUAAGAUUUUUUAUUUUGUGUACAUAUAGCCCACAGUUGAUGACAAACGACUUUACUUUUGUUUAUCCUGCUGUGUUAUUAUUGCUGUAACCGAAGGAGAAACUUGAAAGUGAUUCUUGGAUGAGAUUAGGUUGGGUUGUGUUUCUGACACUUAACUAGAGCAAGAUACUAACAGCACCAAGGUCAUUGUUUCAAUGAGGAAGUUUAAUCUUACAGUAGCUUACAGUGCAACAAAAUUCCACGCCAUGUUUUUCCUGUUUGUCAUUAAUAUUACAUUUACCAGCUGCUUGGUUACACAUGGUUACUGUACACGUUAGUGUGGAAGUCUGAAUGUGAGACGCGUUACUGAUGAUUAUAACUUAAUACUGUGUGUGUUGUGUUUUGUCUGGAAUCUGAUGUAAAGAAGUUACUGCCAUUCACAGUUAUUGUAAUGAUCUCCUAAAGUGAUCUACAUUUAGAUCUCUGCAGCUAUGCACCAACUUCUGCCUGUCAUUGAAGUGCCUUAUAAUAUUAAAGCUUUAAUUGUGCUACAUCCA
Messenger RNA from Alosa sapidissima (American shad), 4062 nucleotides. It is a transcript of the gene tmem168b, whose product is annotated as transmembrane protein 168b. The record is from RefSeq and is a predicted model, not a curated record. The coding region runs from base 989 to 3091 and encodes 700 amino acids. NCBI's taxonomy places the organism in Eukaryota, Metazoa, Chordata, Actinopteri, Clupeiformes, Clupeidae. The transcript has 4 exons.